UCAGGCCGAAAUCCGAACUAGGUUGCCAAAUUUUCCAGAGAGACAUUUUAUUUAUAACCCCCUUUUUUAAAACAACAAAAACAACAACUCAGGGCUGUGAACAUAUCCAACACACCUUCCUAUUUUCCUCACAACAUCAGUCCUGUGAGAUGGGUUGGACUGAGAAAGAGUGACUGGCCCAAACCCACCCGACUGGCUUUCAUGGCUAAGGCAGGACUUGAACUCAUGGUCUCCUGCUUUCUUGCUAGGUGACUUAACCUCUUGACCAAGCUGGCUCUAGAUCAAACUGACUUCAUAAGCUUUAUCCAUCCAUUUUUUUCCUGGUAACUUAGAAGGAGCUGGCAUGACAUAAGAAUGCUUUGUUAUCACAUUCUCUGUGACUCUGAGAAAUAAGACUUGGGCGCUUCAUAAGAUGUUUUCUCCCUCCUGUAAACUGGAGACUUAAAAUCAGCAAGGUUAGAAUUAGUAUGCUUUAUGGUCUGUCCCGAAUCAGUAGUUAUAAAAUCUACAGAUUGCUCAAGUCAGGAUCCUGAUCUCAGGAAUAUUCAUAUGUGCAUCCUGAAUGUUUCAACCUCCAGCACUAUCGGCCAAUAUAGGGGCUGACAGAGAACAGGGCAGAAAACGUGCCUUUUCCACUGCUUAUCCCUAUCCUGCCUCUACAGCUGUGGGUGGAAAAGGAGUAGAAAGGAGGACGGGUGCAUGUAUAUGGAAUAUCCGUCUCAGAAUAUACUAUACCCAUCUGUUGGUGAUACUGUUCCUGAAAUCUCUGUAUCAUUUAUUCCUAUAUCUUGCUAUGGAAAAAUAGUGCCUUAUUCAGCAGAUAAUAACAAUUCCAUACAGUCUAGAAGUUGUUCGUUGAAUUUUACAAUUGAUACUAAGAUGAGCUUUGAAGAACCCAAUGAAACAGUAAAUGGAAAAAAGCCUUCAACUAUUGGGAAUCUCUCUGAAGUGACUUCUCUAAGAAAGGAAGAAACAGCAAGAGCUACAGCUGGUCUUGCCGAAAGAAAAUGCUUAAAGAAUAUAUGUAUUUCAGAAUCAGAUAAUGAACUACAUAGGGAAUGUAGCAUCCCUGAGAUUCAAAAACUCAAACAUGUAAAUUGGACAGAAUUGUUUCUUGAUCAGUCUCCCAUUGGGGAUAGCAUUCAGGAAAGUAAUCAACCUGUCUGGGAUCACUGCAUAUUAAAAAAGAUGGUUCAAAGUAACAGGAGCAAAGAUAGCAUAAAUAAAAAGCCUGACACUUUUGAUCCAAAGCUGUUAUAUGCAAAUAUUUUAAAAAGCUCUGUAGCCUUUGAAAAUAAUUCAGAGAAUUUUGAACAAGAAACUCCUGGGACUUUGGUAACUAAUAAUACAUCAUGUCCUGCAAGCUUUAUUUCAGAUUCCAUCCAGCCAGCCAAACAUAAAAAUGAAAACUAUUUUUGGGCUCCACUCAGUGACAGUUCGGAUGAAGAGUGGACAAAUAUGACAGAAAAUAAUUUAAAGUGGACAACUAUGGACAGCAAAAAUUAUAAAAGUGCUAACUUUGACAAUCCAACUAUUAUGAAAUAUUUCAAUUCAUCAAUGCCGGAAGAGGAAUUUACCUUCAAAAUAAUGCUUGACAGCUACGAAGAAUGGAAUUCAGGAAUGGAAACCUUGGAUAUUCGAGAAUAUAAAUGCAAGAGUUUUACCCAGACUCCAAAAUAUGAAGAUUUUAGUGGAAGACGGAAUUCCAUAAAAAGCAACCAUGAAAAGUCUACAAAUGGAAAUAUCCAUUUUCAUUUCAAGUCUACAGUAGAAAAAGAUAUGCUGAGGGAUCAGGUAUCAGGUAUUCCACCUCUAGAGAGAGCCUCAGACCAGAGAAACGAAUCUAAAUUACAGCAAACGCUGGAAAUGGACAAGAUCUUUAAAGGGAGGAAAAAUAAACAGGAAGUCAAUUUUAACAAAAAUAGUUGUGAUACAUAUCAAAAAGAUGCAGAAUUGAUAUCUCUAUUGGAAUAUUCAGUUAUGCAAAUUAAGAGCAGUUCGGAGAGUUCAUUACUGAAGCCUUCAGAAAAUAAUGCUUAUAAAGUAAAUAAUACUUAUAAAGAGGACUCAGACUCUUUGAAUCACAAAAGCAUGAAUAAGAGCAAUAGUGACUGCAUUUUGCUAGCUAGGCCUCACCAGAUCAGGGAUGACCAGGUAGUCCAUAAGCCUUGUAUCGUCUCCAAAAAUGAGCAAAGCUCUGUAAAUGAUAAUAUUUCUGUAAUUGGCCUCAAAUCAGCAUUUGGUGCUAAAGAAUUCCUCACUGCAACUGUUAAAGGGGAUGGUCAUGAGAAACCACUUUGCAGCAAUACAUUCCCAUUAGAUUUCAGCCAUAGUGAUGGCAUUUUGGCUAAAUAUUAUUUUUAUUUGAACUAUCUCAAUGAGUCCAAAAGAUUUCAAGGUGAAAAUGCCCAUCGGUUCUUUUUUUGUCAAGAACAUGAUUUUUCCAAAGAAACCUACGAUACUGGACCCUGUUACUGUAAGAAUAAUAGCAUGUAUGAGGAGCAGACAGAUGAAAAUAUGAUCAAUGAUCUGGGAACUUCUGAAGGCAAUAAAAAGACUGAGAUCAUCAAACAGCAAAAUCAUUUCAAAGAUCAGGUGUUGAAGCCCCAGUCUGCAAAUAGCAGCCUCAAACAAAUGGAGAGAACAGGCAGUUUUAAAGACCAGGACGUUUUUGAAAGCAGGAAAUCAAGCCCCAAACAGGCUAGUUCUAAGAAACAUUGGGAAAGAGCCAGCAUUUCGUGCUCAUCUUACACACAGAGAAAACUGAAGCCAAGUAGAUCACAUGUCCAAAGACCUGCAACAGGCAAGAAGUUAAUAAGGAAGAGCAGUUAUAACUCCGAGAGCCGUCCAUCUUCAGGGACACAACGUAGGCUACAGUAUGAAAACACUCCUCAAGGUUAUAACAAAUUAAACAUGAAAAGUGACUUCAGUCUCACACCAUGGCUGCUGCUUCCUGAUGAAUUGUGGCUUUGUAUCUUUUCCCUGCUGACUCAUAAAGAUAUUUCUCGGAUUUCCCAGGUCUGUCAUCACUUUUAUCAACUAGCUGGAGAUAAGUCCUUUUGGAAGAAGAUUCAGCUUAAAGAUUGCCACUGCUUGAAUGAUGAUUGGUUGAUUAGUUUAGGAAAACACCACCCUGAAUGUUUCACUCUUGAUCAUUGCCAUGAUAAAAAUAAGAGAAUUUCUGAGGUUGGGCUAAAACAAUUCUUCCAGUACUGUGAAGGAUAUCUUAAGGCACUGAAUAUAAAAAACUGCAGUGGUUCUGGAUAUAAAGGGGACAGCGUUCUUCUUCACGCAAGCACCUUUUGCCAUAACUUGGCAGUUGUAGAUAUAAGUUGGACAGGAGCUACUGAUUUUGGACUCAAUUCCCUGGUUAAAGGUUGUAGCAGUUUACAGUGUUUUUCUGCUAAUGGAUGCCAGAUUACCAAUGAGUCAGUAAUGGCCUUGAUUGGAAAACAUGGAAAAAGCCUUAAGAAACUGGAAAUAUUUGGUUGUCAAGCCAUUACUGACAAAUGCUUGAAAUCAAUUACUACUAAAUGUCCAGGUCUAGAGGUUUUGAACAUUGGCAGACUUCAUAGAAUCUCUCAGGACUGUUUAGUGCAAAUGGUAAAUUCAUUGCAAAAACUUACUAGCCUCAAUGUCACAGGCCUUGAAAUGAUGAGGGAUUCUCUAGUACAUUGUAUUUUGAAGAAAUGUCCUAAACUGGAUUGUUUGGUUCUUAACUCGUGUGCUCACAUAACUAACAUCAGUCUACUUGAAAUUAGCUCUUAUCUGCCAGGUAUCAGGUACCUUGAUGUUAAUGGAUGUAAAGAUGUGAGUGAUAUUGGAGUUCAAGCUUUGGCAAGGAAUUGCCAUAAACUUUCUUAUCUUGAUUUGAGUUCCACAGCAACAAGCAAAAGAGGGGUUUGCUUGUUGGCUAAUUUCUGCUUUAAUAGCUUAGAGCAUCUGAAGCUGAAUUACUGCAAGAAUAUCUCUCUAGAUGCAGUUGCAAAACUAUGUAAAAACUGCAAAAGACUGAGAAUGCUUCACUUAUAUGGUUGCCGCUUUAUACCUGAUCUGGAAUCCAUUACAAAAUUUAAUAAAACUGUUAAAAUAUUUCAUAACCUGACAAUUGGAACUGUGAAAUUGUUAACUGAAUGAGAACUCUGCCAAAUCUUUCAGCAGUUGCUAAUGAAUAAUUCAGAGUUUGACUAUGUUUUUAUGUGGUUAAAAUGUAGAAAGUAUUAUCCAAUACUUCCUAUUUGUGAUACUUUGUCAUCUGUGGAAUAGUCAAAAUGAAGAAAAUCUUGUUAGAGCUGUUUUCAAGAUAUAUUUCCAGUUUAUUUGAUGAUAUAACUACCAUCACCAAAUUUAAAUGACACGAUGUUCUCAGAAGAUCUAACCUCUCUAGAUAUUGGACAUUUAAAUUAGAGCUGCAUUCUGACUGAUAUCUCUUUUUAAACCAAUACCUACGUAAUAUAUUUUGGAACAAAACCUUCUUUUGCUUUUUUAUGCUGAGAGCUCUGCCUUCACUGCUUGCACUAUGGCUCAUAAAAAUAAAUCGUCUUUUGUUGAAUGCUUUUUCUGCCAGUUGCUUGAAUAACAUGGGUUGUCCCUCUGGCUGCUACACUGAUGUCAGUCCUACAUAGGCGGAAACUGGCUGCCCGAAUAAUACAUCAAGAACCAUCUGUUUUGUAAGCUGCAUCUUCUGUGACACCACUAAACGACACCGUAUUUGAUUUUAAGGAGAGAGUCAAAGCAAAGGGCUUGAACAUUAUGGCAAGAUAACUAUCAGCCUUCCCACAAUGUUGCAUUUCUCUAGGAAGUCAAAUACAAAAUUUUGAUAAGAGUGUACUAUUAACCUUUGGUCACAGUAUUUCUAGAUAACAUUGGCACACUGUGUGUCAGAAAUGGAUGCAAAAUCUUACUGUUAGAUAUCUCUCAAUUUCUUGGGUUAUACUAGGUAGCCCAGCCCAGCUACCUCAAAUAUCUCAGAAACCAUCUCUGGUCUGAAUGCUAUUUACUUCAGAAGAAAAUCAUCUAAAUCCUUUCAUCUCAUAAAGCUGAAUUAGUAUCUCCACAAAAUGUUUCUUAAACCCGAUUUUUUUCCAAAAUGUUCUGUAACCAUCACAUUUACCUUAUCAUCAUACCAUAACCAUGAUUUUAGAAACUAAUCCCUUAUAAAUAACCAAUAACAAAUUUCGACACCAAUUAAAAAUUCUUAAGCAGAUGCUUAUAUUUUGUAAAGGAAUAACAAUUAAGAGAGACAAAAUGCCUAUUUCCAUAUAUAUAUAUAUAUAGAGAGAGAGAACAGACAUAGGAAACUAAAUGGCAACACCUUGUAUUUUAUUGUUUCAGAGGGCAGGAAUAGAACCAAGACAUAAAAGGAAACAGAAUUGGGUAGAAAAUUACCAGAAAAUUGCAUUUUUUUUUACAGUUAAUAGAUGAAGACCAAUGAAAUGUAAAUAUCUUUGGAUAAAUGGGCUUUGUGCAAGUGAUAUUCAAAAAGAGGUUGAAGAAUCAUCUGUCAAACAUGCUGCCACCACGAUAACACUUUUAUUAUGAAAAUUUGAUAAUGAUCUCUAAGCUCCCUUCCAAAUCUAAUAUCUCUGAUUUUAGGAUUCCAGUAUCAAAAAUUGUAUUCUGAGUAGUGCCUUUCCUCCUCAAUUAUGUAACUUCUUUUUCUGCUGAAACUUACCGCAAAUCUAUGCUCUUAAGAUUAGGAAGAAUACAACAGAAUCCCAUGUACCUAUGGACAUCAUUAACACUCAUCAAACUUCUGUCCCCCUGAUAGAAUUGUAAAAUAUAUUGUUUUAAUUAAAGAUUAAAUGGAAA
Molecule: messenger RNA, 5811 nt
Organism: Crotalus tigris (Tiger rattlesnake)
Lineage: Eukaryota; Metazoa; Chordata; Lepidosauria; Squamata; Viperidae
Exons: 14
Coding region: 700-4137 (1145 amino acids)
Biological process (GO): SCF-dependent proteasomal ubiquitin-dependent protein catabolic process
Cellular component (GO): SCF ubiquitin ligase complex
Molecular function (GO): protein binding
Source: RefSeq, a predicted model, not a curated record